AUGGACGUAAUUGUGGACCUCUAUUUUAACAGUUCGGAAUUAAAUGGUGAUGUCAAAAAGCUAAUUUUAAGUUGGGUUUCAUUUUUUAAAAAUAAUUGGAACAGCUUGUUUAAUAUAGAUAAAGAAGUUAUUUUAAAAUUAGAAUUUUUUUUAGACAAUAAGAAAGUGGUAAGUAAAAAUGCACCACCGAACAAAGAAAUUUACUUGCAUGAAAUGAAGAAAAAUCCAGAGAUCGUUUUAAAAUUUAUGAAGGUGUCUUUGCAUUUGCUACUGUGCAAGUUCCUAGGCUUAGACAAAGAAAUUGUAAAGUCAGAAACUAACACAGGUACACAGAAUAGCGGGAAAACGAAGAAAAGAAAGAGUAAGAAUAAUGGUAAUGGUGGUGGUACUAGUGUUAGCGGAAACGGAAGCGGAAGAGGAAAUUGCAACGACAGAGAAAGAGGAAAUGGUAAAAGUAAUAGUAACAGUAAAAGUAAUAUUAAUAAUAACAAUAAAAGUAAUAGGAACAAUAACAGUAACAGAAGCUGCAAUAGUAAUAGGAACGGUAACAGUAACAGAAGCUGCAAUAGUAAUAGGAACGGUAACAGUAACGACGGCGUGGGUCGGGACGCAGAGUGUUGCUACUUCAUAGGAAGGGAAGAAAUAACUGACGUAGAGAACGGCAAUUUGCUAAUAAACGAAUUGAAAUAUGAUAGGUACAGAGAGUCGGAAAUAUUUCGUAAUUAUUUCCUUACAACAAGAAUAACAAUAUAUUUGUAUAAUUGGAACAAGAUAAAUAAAUUUGAAAAUUUAAAAAGUGAGAAAGUGAAUCAUCUUAUAUGUUUAAGAGGUAGUGUAUUAAGAGUAUCACCAAUUCAUUUAUUAAUUACUAAUCUUGAUUUUAUAUGUGCGAAAUGUAAAUUUAUAAUUAAACUAGAAUUUUUAGAUGGGAAAUUUGAAACCCCUAAAAAAUGUAAGAACUAUAAUUGUGAUAGUAGAAUUUUCCAUCCCCUUCGAGAAUCAGCAAAAUCUUUAGAGUAUCAAAAAAUUAUUAUAAAAGAAAAUAAAAAAAUUUUAAAUAAUAUAUAUGAAACUCAUGAUUCAAAUGUAAAAAAUCUAACUGUUACUUUGGAAGUAUCCAAAUUUUUUGUUAAUUCAUGUUUUCCUGGUAAUUAUAUAGAAGCCUUAGGAAUUCUAAAAGUUAUAUCUUUUAAUAACAACUAUUUAAUUAAUGGGAAAAAUUCUUUGUUUAAUAUGUACAUAGACUGCUUGUCUAUUUUCCCAUUAUCUUCUAAGAAAUACUUAAAUAAUAAUUAUUUUAAUAUAGAAAAAAUUAAACAAACGAAAAAUAAAAUUUACUCCUCCUUUUUGUGGGAAUCCUACAUAGAAAAAAUAUCUAAAAGGGUUUCAUGUAUAAGAAGAGGAGAAAGAUGUAGAGGAUUCGCACCAGGCAGUGUUCCCACAUCGGGCAAUGGACCCACACAAGUAAAUGUACACUCGUUUGUAUAUUCUGAGCAUGCUAGACUUGCUUCAGUCAAAGGGUGUGUUCAGAAUAAUAGGUGUGCUUCUCAUAAUAAUGUUGAAGAGUAUGGAAAAUAUGAUGAUGAUAAUUCCAGUGUUAUUAUUGUAAAAGAAGGUAGAAACAACAAACCUAACGGUUUCUGUGAUAUUAGUACUGUAACAAAUUCGCUUGAAAUUAAUACAUAUAACGCGUUAAGUUAUGCAAGCACGAGUGUAAUGAACCGUGAAAGAAGCGAUGAAUCAGAAGAUGUCAAUUCACUUUAUGAGAUAAGUGAUAUGGAACAAGUGCAUCCAUAUAAUAAUGAAUUACUUGAAGGGGAAAAUAAAAUGAACAUUAAUGGGCAAAUGCACCAUAUUAGUAAUGUUAAUGAUGAUGUUUCAAGUGAUAUAAUGGGUAAUGUUCGAGGUAGUGUGAGUGGGCAUGCUAGCGGCCAUGCCUGUAGUAGUGUCAAAGGUGAUGACCGCUUAUCUCUUCAUAACAUGUGCAUGUACGGGGACUACAUAGAUGAAGAUGGUCUUCUAAACAACCCAAAUCACUGCCUUAACCUAGUUAGAUAUAGAAGUGAAGAAGAAAAGGAAAAACAGUUCAACUUCAAUGGAACGAACAAAGAACAUUUCAACGUUGACAAAAUGUUUGAUGAAAAGGUGCUUGAAUUUAUUAACGACAUGCAAAAAUACGGAAGUAACAAAUUUUAUUUGUUAGUCGCUUCCUUAUGUCCUCGAGUUAUUAUGAACGAUUAUAUAAAAGCAGGAUUACUAUUAAGCUUAUUAGGUGGAAAAACAAUAUAUGAUGAAUGUAAUCAGAUAAAGAGAAGAGGAAAUAUACAUAAUUUAUUAAUAGGUGAUCCAGGACUAGGUAAAAGUCGAAUUUUACAAUAUAUCAGUAAUAUUAUUGAGAACAGUUUAUUUAUUUGUAGUACUUCAACAAGUAUAAAUGGUUUAACUGCAUGUGCUGUUAAGGAUCCAUUAAAUAAUGAAUAUUCCUUAGAAGGUGGUGCAUUAGUAUUAUCUGACAAGGGAAUAUGUUGUAUAGAUGAGUUAGACAAAAUAUCCUUAACAGAUCAGCAGUCUUUUCUAGAAUGUAUGGAAAGUCAAUGUAUUAAUAUAACAAAAGCUGGUAUUGUCUGUAAUUUAAAAACUAGGUGUACAAUUAUUGCUGCUUCCAAUCCAAAAGAGGGUAAAUAUAAUUACAACAAAACAAUUUUUGAUAAUAUAAAAAUUCCAUUUCCACUUUUAAGUAGAUUUGAUUUAGUCUUUUUAUUAACUGAUAAAAUAUCUGAAGAAAAAGAUUAUCUUAUUUCUAAUUAUUUGAUUAGCCCCAACAGCCGAAAGAGGAUGAUGCGUUCUUUUGAGCCAACAGGUAAAAGAGGUAAUAAAGGAGAAAGGAAUGGGAAUAAACAAAAGUGGAUCGAAAAAGAAGAGAUUAAUAUGCAGGAAGAUGGUGAAAAUAAGGAUAGUAAUGAUAAUUCCCCCCUUUUUUCUGUUAAAGAUCAUCUGUUUUAUAAAUGCAAACAAAUAGAUGAAAGAAAUUAUUUACCAGUAGAACUUUUAGGGGUUUUUAUAAAAUAUUGUCGAAAGUGUAUUUUUCCUAACUUAUCUGCUGAGGCUAAAACGUACAUAAGAAAAUUUUACUUACAUCUUAGAAAUUUAUCUAUUACAAAUAGUGAUAUAAGUGCACCUAUUACAAUUAGACAACUUGAGUCUUUGAUAAGACUUUGUCAAGCAAGAGCUAGAGCGGACUUAUCAAAUGUCGUAACUGUAGAACAUGCAAAAGAAGUGGUGGAAAUAUAUCAAAAAACUAUUUUUUAUCCAUUGCAUCUAAAAGCCAUGAAUUUUAGAAAAGGCACAUCUACUAAAAUGAAUAGAGGGAAAUCUGCUGCAGCGUUAUCCAAUAUCUUUAAGGAAAAUAUUAUAAAUCUUGUUCGGAUGACGGAAAAUAAAAUUUUUAAUAAGGACUUGUGCAGUAUGGCCAAGUCAGUAAUCCUUUCAGCAAACUCAAACAUAUCAGAGGACGCCCUAAUUCAUUUUGUGAACAACGAGGGUUUCAUUUUGUACAAAGGGGGGUAUUGGCAAGUGGAUUCCUUCUAUUUAAAAUAA
Molecule: messenger RNA, 3597 nt
Organism: Plasmodium malariae
Lineage: Eukaryota; Apicomplexa; Aconoidasida; Haemosporida; Plasmodiidae
Gene: MCM8
Product: DNA helicase MCM8, putative
Exons: 4
Coding region: 1-3597 (1198 amino acids)
Biological process (GO): DNA replication
Cellular component (GO): MCM complex; nucleus
Molecular function (GO): single-stranded DNA helicase activity; ATP binding; single-stranded DNA binding
Source: RefSeq, a predicted model, not a curated record